AAUUGUGCGUUAUUACUGCGGCAACAACCAUGCUGUGCCUGCGUGGUCUCAACUGCUUCUGCCACGAUUUGACAUCUAACAACUUUGAGGCUUCGCCUUCGCUGAGCUGCACGAAUCUCAUUCUCAGCAGAAGCAUCAGCUGCCGUGAUAAGGUGUUGCUCCACUGUGACACGCCUCAGAUCCAAUUGAGCAGCCAGACACAUUGGACUUCUCCUGCUAGGUCGGGUACUUUCCUGGCUACCAGGGGGAGUGAUCCAAUCACAUCAGCGGCAGCACUGGCGGGGACGACGGACUUCUCCUGUAAGGUCGGGGGCUUCCUGGCCUUGGGGAGGACAUCAUCGCCACCCACUGCAGAGGGGCCUGUGGCCGAGCAACCUGAAGGCAGUAUAGAACUUAGAAAUGUAAAUACAAAUGUAGAGAUGUAA
Schistocerca cancellata (South American locust) is the source of this 425-nucleotide messenger RNA. RefSeq lists its product as uncharacterized. The coding region runs from base 30 to 425 and encodes 131 amino acids. NCBI's taxonomy places the organism in Eukaryota, Metazoa, Arthropoda, Insecta, Orthoptera, Acrididae. The record is from RefSeq and is a predicted model, not a curated record. The transcript has 3 exons.